AUGCGCCACCUCCCGACUGGCCAGCAGCUGUGCGUGGCCGUUGACGAGGAGCCCGCCGCCGUCGCCUGCGUGGAGCGGCUUGCCAGCGACCUGGCUGACCUGGUCAAGCUGACCGACUGGGGGACCCCAGAACUGCUCAACAGCGACCCGGCGUGUGCGACGGAUGCUCCAGUCAUGUACUCGGAGCCCAUGCUGAGACGGUUCUCUGAGGCGAAGUGCAAGCUGGCCGUACUUGAGACAAACGCGCCCCCGCGUUUCGAGGUUCAGUACGGGGCCCAACUUGAGUCGGUGCGCAAGGCUUUCAAGGACGUGGCCCAUCGCACGUUCCUGGCGGCGAACGAGCGGUACUUCACCAUGUUCGCGGGAGCAUUGCGUCUCGCUGCAGAUCGCCGCUGGGACGACGCGCACAGCAAGCUCAACGCCCUGAGGGCCGUCCUCAAGUGGGACAUCGGUCAGCUCCACGGACCAUUCCUCACUUCAGGCGACGCCCUCGAAGCGCUGGUGGACUGGAGGGCACAGCUAGCGGAGCCCAUAAGUCAGUGGUAUCAGGGCAUCGCUUUGCUCGCGAGAUUGUAUGCAGGGAAUGCUAUGGACGACGAUGCCGAUACCGCCGACGUUGGCGACGUCAUGACUAAUAAGUUCGACGAGGUCAUGGUGUUUGUCGACAGCGUGCUACUCACGGAGUGCCCUUGGGAUAAGCCGUCUGGGCCCGAUGCCAGCUUUCAGGCGGUAGCUCACACGGCACCUGUCCAGGCGGCGUGGUCCCCCGCUUGCAUUGCGUGCACGCGUGGCAUCAUGGGAUGUUGCAAGGUCUUACUGGAACAGUACACGCCCGCGCAUGUCAUUGCGACGGCACGCCGCCUCGACGCAGACGACGCGACGGCAUGCCGCUGGGGCGAGGAACUCGACGCCGCGGCGGGCCUCAGUCGCAGCAAGGACGACGCUGAUGCGCUCGCUGACACGUGUGCUCUCGUGGAUUCGAUAUUGCAGCUCAGGCGCUGUUUCGGCUUCAACGGACUUUCUGAGAAGUGGCGCAUCAAGCUCGCCGCCACCGCGGUCGGACUCGUCACCACUGGAGCCAACGUGCACCACAGUCAGCAGCCGCCAACAUGCGACCCAGACCAGCAGCAGUCCACUGUCCAGGCGGCAGAGACGGCGACGCCAUCACCUGAGACAGAGGGCGCCGUGCCCGCUCAGGCGUUAGCCGGGGGCGCCCAGCCCGUUCAGACUCAGGCGGCAGAGACGGAAACGCCAUCCGGGACAUCCAAGGACAUCCAGCCCGUGCGAGCAGCAGCACCAUCGCCUGGAUGCGCCCGCACCGCCAGUGAGGCGGACCUGCCGACGCAUGACGCGGCGCAGCAGUCGCAGCCCCCCCCGCAAGUUGCGCUGACGGGCAGCCAGCUGGCUCGCAUCGCGGAGAAUCGCGCAGAAGCUGCUGCCCGCCGCCGCGUCAAGCAGCGGAAGGGACCACCCGCCGUUCAGGCCGCGGCAGUGCACCCCGCCCCCGCUCCCGAGUCAGCCAGUGCAGCCGGUGCAGCGCCAGCGCGCCCAGGGCCCGCCGCCGCCAGUGACGCCAGCGUGGCCAUUGCCGAGGCCGCCGUGGCGGCAGCAGCAGCCUGUGGUGCUGGUAGUGCUGGAGCGGAGGCCGAGGCGACAGCAGCAGUGGCAGCGCUCUCAGAACCCGCUGGCGGCGACCCUGGUACUGCCGGCGAUGCUGCUGAUACCCAGGCGAUGGCACUGGGGACGUCGACGCCGCGCGACGGCGAGGAGGGCGAUGGCCGCGAUGGCGAGGGCGAGGCGUCGCUGCCCCUGGCCCAGACCCUCAACGCCGACGUGGUGAUGCUGACGGCGCGGCUGUGCAAGUUCGCCGGCGGGCUGCAUGAGGCGCGCGUUCGUUUCGAUGCCCUGCUGUUCGCGAGCGCCGACCCCGAGCAUCGCAUGGCCCUGGCGAACGAUGUGCGCCUCGCUGUCGAUGCCGCCGUCGCCCUCUACGAGGCGUCCGUGCAGGCUGGCCGCGACGCAGAGACCCUCUCGGAAGUGCCUCUGAGGGCCAGGAUGGCCAUCCACUGCUUUGGCUCGGCCGCGUACGAGGCAGGUGACCAGGUCUUAACCAAUGCCUGGGAGCUGGGCCAGUCAGUUCUCAGGCUGGUACGCCGUCACCUGAGCGAGGCAGUGGCGCAGGUCGUGAUCGGCGGCGGCGACGGCCCAGGAGACGGCACCACGCUGAACGACUUCCUCAGCGCCCAGACCGUCGUCGACACGAGGGACAAGGUGGCGAUCCUGAAGACCUGCGACACCGAGCUCGGCCGGUCGCUCUACCGCGACGUGCGGUUCAUGCUGGAGCACCUCUUGCCGCUGCUCAACCGGGUGGACGAGGCGUGCGUCGGCCAGAACGCCACGCCGCACGCUGUGGCUGCAGAUCCCGCAGUCGUGGCGGCGUGCCGCCUGGCGAGCAGCAUGACGCUGCUGCUGACCAUGUUCCGCCCGGCGCCAGCCGCAGCGGACGGCAGCAGCAGUGGCAUCCAGCAGGUGGCCGAGACGGUCCGGAAGGUCUCCGCGGUGUUUGCCGCAAAGGGGUGUGGGCUCUUGUCUCCGCACCCUGCGGUCGCGGCGUCCGUGGCGGCGCUGCUGGAGACCGCUGACCGCGCGGCCGCCGAUGCCACAGCGGCGGCCGAGGCGCCCGUGGUGGUGGCUCGGAAGCGGGCUCGCCGCGGCAGCGGCAGCUUCGCGAAGAAGGCGCCCGAGCUGGAGGGCGAUGCCAUCGACGUCGAGUGA
Molecule: messenger RNA, 2775 nt
Organism: Prorocentrum cordatum
Lineage: Eukaryota; Dinophyceae; Prorocentrales; Prorocentraceae
Source: the annotation of a GenBank genome assembly